Messenger RNA from Clupea harengus (Atlantic herring), 868 nucleotides. Its product is annotated as adhesion G-protein coupled receptor G5-like. The record is from RefSeq and is a predicted model, not a curated record. Gene Ontology annotation, cellular component: plasma membrane. The transcript is spliced from 5 exons. Lineage: Eukaryota; Metazoa; Chordata; Actinopteri; Clupeiformes; Clupeidae. Gene Ontology annotation, biological process: cell surface receptor signaling pathway; adenylate cyclase-activating G protein-coupled receptor signaling pathway. Gene Ontology annotation, molecular function: G protein-coupled receptor activity. Bases 1 to 822 code for a protein of 273 amino acids.
AUGUACCUCAAGAGGAAGAAGCUGGACCACUCCAGCAGCAUCCACCUCCAGCUGUCACUCGCCCUGCUGUUGCUCCACGUCAGCUUCCUGCUCAGUGCCUGGGGGGCGGCGUGGCAGACAACGCAGGACCACCGGCCAAUCACGGCGGUGUGUCAGGUCCUGGGGGCGGGGCUCCACUGGGCGCUGCUGGCCACCUUCAGCUGGAUGGCCAUCGAGGGUCUUCACCUGUACCUGCUCCUGGUGCGAAUCUUCAACAUCUACGUCAAGAGAUACCUGCUCAAGCUGGCCCUGUUGGGCUGGGGUCUCCCCUCUGUUACAAUGGGUGUGUGUGCAGCCCUGCGUGUGUAUGGACCUCACCGGCUGGAGGAUGACAUGAACAACAGCUCCACAAUCUGCUGGUUGUCUGAAUCGAGUGCAGGCUCUGAGGGUUGGAGAAGUGUGUGCGUUUCAGUGCUGAAAUACCUGACUGUGCACGCCUACUUAGGGGCGGUGCUCCUCUUCAACGGUGUGAUACUGCUGCUGAUUGGCCGUGAGCUGUUGGGGGCGGGACCUCGGGCGGUGCAGGGGCGUGGCCGAGUGUGUCGCGACGCAGUGACCCUGUUGGGCCUCAGCUUUGUUCUGGGCCUACCCUGGGGUUUGGCCCUCUGCUCACACGGUCCCCUCACACACAUCGCCACGUACCUCUUCACUGUCCUCAACGGCCUACAGGGUGUGUUUCUGUUCAUGUGGGUUCUAGCGCUCACCUGCAGACGGAACCAGCAGGCCGAGUCCUCCUCAAACACCCAGUCCACUAUUAAAAUGGGGAAACUGGGAGCCUCAUAAUGACCCCUGACCCCAUCAAGACAGCAGUCCUGACCUGUGACCCCUG